AAUCCAAUGUUAAUUGAGCACGUGGUGCCUAUAUAACAGAACACAUGAUCGUUGUAGUUGAUUCGUUCAGUCUGACACCGUUAUGCUGUAUAUCAAAUAUCAUGUGAUAUUCUACUGCAUACUUUUACAUAAGUUUGCCGAUACGUAUAGGGCAUAUUUAAGAACAGUUUAAUGACAUACGAAUCGUGUAAAAGGCGAAACAAUGAUUUGAGUUGGAUUUACCACCAUUUUUGUAUCAGUUUAAAAAACCCUGAUCAGACUAGAUCUUGAGUAAUCGUGUGAACAUGUUUAGGUUAUUGUACUAGUUAUUGACUAAAGGUAGUGAGCGAAGUUCAUACUGAAGGUGUGUGUAUUUCAUUGAAAGAGAUUUACGAUGACCAAUAUUGUGGUAAACGGUUUGUGGAAGUGGUAAGGCAAACGCGUUAAGCAAAUUUAAAUUGACUCAAUAUCCACGUCAGUUUACUUUUUCAAGGUAAACGUUACUGAUCAUAUUGACGGACGAAAAACAGUCAGCGUGACAAUUGUCUUCAUAGCAUUACUGAUAAGCUACAUCGAACCGCAACGACUGAUGAAAAUCUUAGCGACAUUUUUUAAAAGCUCUUAGAGGAACAUAUCGAACCAUUAGUUUUUAGUUCAAACUGACGUUCCAACGAAAUGAGGACUAAUGGAACUUACUCACCCAUACUUGAAGCGUUGGUUUCCAUAGCGACCUUAGAAUGAUUCAAGGUGACCACUUGGACGUGCAAAAUGUGUCACCGUCUCCAGCGGCAUACGCAAGACUGUAUUCAUCUGUCGACAAUGAGUAUGCGCAAAAUGAAUAUCAAAACACUACUGCGGAAACGGAAAAUUACGCAAACGAAAAAACGCCGUUGCUUGGGGCUUCAUUUAUCAAUGAAUUACAAAAUGUUGAUGUCAUCAAAACGAAGUCACGUGACCGGUCAGGCUCGGAUACGUCUUCGUCGACGUCAUCUGAGGGUCUGUCGAUAUGGACGCUAUCGAGGGAGCAGAAAAUCAUCAUCGCCACCACGUCUUUUGUGGACCUUCUAAUGUUUCUCAGCAUUUCAAUCAUGGCGCCAUUUUUCCCGGAAGAGGCAUUAAGUAAAGGGGUAAGUGAUACUCUGUCGGGAUGGAUUUUUGGCACCUCUCCAUUCGUGCAGUUCCUUGUCUCGCCCUUCAUCGGAAAAUUGAUCCCGCAUACUGGUGUCAAGUUCAUGUUCCUCGCCGGCAUGUUCCUCUUCAGUGGCUGUACCGUUCUCUUUGGGGCCUUGACGUACGUUCCCACAGACCACGGUAACGGCGCCUUCAUAGCGUUGGCGUUCUGUCUCCAAGUGUUCAAGUCCGUCGGUACUGCGUGCGCAUCAACGGCCUCCUUUACGCUGCUCAUCCAUACUUUCCCUGACAACGUCUCUACCAUGUUCGGCAUCGGUGAGAUCUUCGUUGGGAUAGGACUUGUGUCUGGACCAGCAAUUGGCGGCGUGCUAUUUGGGCUUGGAGGGUUCAUCCUGCCGUUCGUCUCUGUCGGCGGCCUGGCCAUGCUGUCCAUACCACUGGUGGCGUACUCGGUGCCCUCCUCGGCGUCAGAGCUUCACACGCUCCCGGAAGAUGCGACAAGUAAGAGCCUUCCAAGGGGUCUUCUGUGUCAGACCGGGGCCUUCCUGAUCUGUCUAUGUGUGGUCAGCAGCACCGUCAUGUGGGCAAUACUGGACCCCACCCUGGAGCCCUUCCUCAGAAAGUUCAAGCUGUCACCGGAAGUGAUUGGCGUGCUGUUUCUCGUCAUGGCGGCAACGUACGCCGCGUCCUCGCCGCUGUGGGGAUGGUUGUCGGAUAAAGUGAGCGAUGAAAGACCCCUGCUGAUUCUGGGAUUUUUAGGCGCGUGUUUAGGCUCGUUGCUGAUUGGUCCAUCGCCUCUGCUCGGCAUUGCUGAAGGGUCUAGCGGUCUGUGGUUGGUAAUAGUUGCCUUGGUGAUCAUGGGUGUUUCGGCGAGUCUGUCCAGUGUCCCAACGUUUGACAUGCUCCUCACAGUUGCCCAAGAUUCCGGUUUUGAGGACACGACCAGCACCUACAGCAUGGUGGCGGGGGUCUGGAUGUCUGUCUAUUCACUCGGUGACUUUAUUGGUCCGUCUGUCGGUGGUGUACUUCUGGAUACUGUCGGCUUUGAAUUGAUGACCACGUUUUCAGCGGGACUGUGUUUGUUUAUGGCUUUCAUCUUGAGUUUAAAUUGGAUGCUAGACUGGCAAUGCUGCAAACGAUGUCGAAAUGGAGACGAUAAUGAAGUGUUAUAAUCAUAAACUCGUUCCAAAAAGGGAACAUAGCCUCAGGAGUGCGUCUUCCAAUGUUUGUAUCGUCGAGGACACAACUAUUUAAAUAGUGUAUUAUACGUGUUCUUUUCGACACGCUUUGACAAAAAUCGACUUCGCUUACUCAUCUAUGUUAGUCCAGCAAACAUAGUUGAAAUUAAACGUGUGCUUUAUGAGAUGAAGUGGACCCAAUAAGGCGUUUGGGUUGUUAGCAAGAAGAUUUUGAGCCAAUUAAAAAUAAAGUUUUCCCAAAAGAAAAUUGAAUGUGAAUGGAUCUGUCAUAUCGCCCAAUCAUUUUCCUUCGCUGUCUCUUGGGUUGCCCGUGAUUAACAGUGAACGUAUACAAAUUGGUGUAAUUGGUGUUAAGUUUGUAAUUUUGGAUGAAUUUGAAAUAGUGACAACUGAAGGGGUUGAGUUAAACUCCGUGUGUCGAACUAGAACUCAAAUGUCAUUGACACAUCUAAGUUUGAACAGUUCCCACGUGUGUAUUCUGAUACUGACACAGUACAAUAAUGAAUAUUUUUGCAUGACAACUACAUAAUUUGAACCAUUAAACAAAGAUGGAAUUCCUGUAAAAAUAAAGGUUAUGAUUCGUCAUUGUUAAUGAAAGUUGUAAUCGGGAUGUCGGUGUACAAAUAAAUGAGCAAUUAGUGAAAACUUGCCACAGUAUCGAAACAUUUUGUAUAGAAGCAAAGGACGGUCGGUUUAAGAGUGGUAUUUAGUAAACAUUCUUCAUACGAAUGCAUAAUUAUUAUGAAAAGUUUAUCUCAUGUUACAUCUUUAUGAACUAGCUCUAUUAAAAUGGUCAUAAUUCUGAUUGUACAUAUAAUAUAUUUAUACUUGUAUCAUAUUUGUUUGAGUCAUUUAAACUCAUUUUUUUUUGUUAUUUAUAUUUUGAAAAACACUUACUCGUAACGCAGUAUAAACAUUUCAUUUUAACACUAUUGUAAUGGAUGCCAUUUGCUAAAAGAGACACUAUCGGGUUUGUUUCCUGUGAAGAAUCAGUACUUGGAAAGAUCCGAAGAACGCUCUCCAACACCAUAUCAAUUACAGCAACACGACUGCUAUACAUCGCAUAACAUGCCGUGGUACAGCACCACGACUAGUAUACAUCGCAUAACAUGCCGUGGUACAGCACCACGACUGCUAUACAUCGCAUAACAUGCCGUGGUACAGCACCACGACUGCUAUACAUCGCAUAACAUGCCGUGGUACAGCACCACGACUAGUAUACAUCGCAUAACAUGCCGUGGUACAGCACCACGACUAGUAUACAUCGCAUAACAUGCCGUGGUACAGCACCACGACUAGUAUACAUCGCAUAACAUGCCGUGGUACAUAUCUGUUUGAUCUCCUGAUAGUGUUAUGUACUCUUUUUUUUAUCAAUGACCCACUGUGUAUUUAUUGUUUUAUUUAAUAUGCCAUCGCGUGAAGGUUUCUAAUUAUAUUGAUUAAUCAUAGUGCAAUAUAAAUAUAUUUGCAUUGCCAUAGCUACUUAAACGAAUCAAAUAAAUAAAAUAUUAAUCAAUGCCUGUGCAGUCCGAUUUGGCUUAUCAAAACGACACCGCUUUUCUAAAAUGUUUCUGUUAAAGAGGGUAUCUUUCAAGCGAUGAUUCAGAUAGGGUGGAAAGUUUCGUUCCUGAUUAAAUUUUACGGGAAGCGGAGAACGACAACGAGCGAUACCAGGCCUCACUCGUUGUGGUUGUCCGCUUCCCAAAUUUUACGGACUGCAAAGUUUAAUCUAGGACGAUAUUUUACGCACAUGCAUUAAUCCCGGGUUUCGAAGAGACCGGUCCAGAUAGUAUUAUAUUAGAUGACAACAGGUUGUAUUGAUUAUGCAGGAUUGUGACUUUUCAUUAUCACUGAUAUACAAGUUUCACUAUGUUUUCUUUGUCAAGUUAUUGAGUGCUUUUUCAUUUCAUGUUUUCAUUUUUUUAAUACAAGACAUGUGUAUUUGUUUAUGAGCAAGCUCUUAUGUGAUACUCAUUGUUCUUAAUGUAACCAUAAUUUAUUAACCCUUAAAGCGCUGGAGCUGAAUUUUAAAGGCCUUUGCAAACAGUUUGGAUCCAGAUGAGACGCCACAGAACGUGGCGUCUCAUCUGGAUCCAAACUGUUUGCUAUUCUGAUAGUAUUCUUUGAAAAAAAAUGAAGAAAAUGCUAAUUUUAGAAAUUCUGCAGACGACAUUUAAGCAGACGACAAAUUUCCCAGCAUGCAAAGGGUUAACAUGUGUUAUCGCAGUAGAUGGAGUCAUAAGGAUUUAUAAUAAGUAGAUUGUGAUAUGUAUAUCUUACACAUAUGAACGUUACUGUGCAUGUAAUACUAUGCGUUAACACGCUUUGCACAAAGUUUACAGUGAUGUACUUCGUUUAGAAAAAUAAAUAAAUUAAAAUAUUCA
Dreissena polymorpha is the source of this 4693-nucleotide messenger RNA. RefSeq names its product MFS-type transporter SLC18B1-like. The transcript has 13 exons. NCBI's taxonomy places the organism in Eukaryota, Metazoa, Mollusca, Bivalvia, Myida, Dreissenidae. The record is from RefSeq and is a predicted model, not a curated record. Gene Ontology annotation, molecular function: transmembrane transporter activity. The coding region runs from base 717 to 2282 and encodes 521 amino acids. Gene Ontology annotation, biological process: transmembrane transport.